This is a messenger RNA of Kuraishia capsulata CBS 1993, 399 nucleotides long. RefSeq lists its product as uncharacterized. Gene Ontology annotation, molecular function: structural constituent of ribosome. Gene Ontology annotation, cellular component: cytosolic large ribosomal subunit; ribosome. Gene Ontology annotation, biological process: cytoplasmic translation; ribosomal large subunit biogenesis. The record is from RefSeq and is a predicted model, not a curated record. The transcript has a single exon. NCBI's taxonomy places the organism in Eukaryota, Fungi, Ascomycota, Pichiomycetes, Pichiales, Pichiaceae. The coding region runs from base 1 to 399 and encodes 132 amino acids.
AUGUUUUCCAUACUAGAUGAAACAACUCGUGCGAAGAUUAUUGAGAUUGAUUUCACCAAAACCAAAGGCUUGAAAACUAACUUUAUUUUUACAGUAUACGUUAAGGGUAAACACGUGUCCUACCAACGUUCUAAGAACGUCACCAACCCAAACGUUUCGUUGAUCAAAAUCGAAGGUGUUGCCACCCCAGAGGAUGCCAAGUUCUACCUGGGUAAGCGUAUUGCCUACGUCUACAGAGCUUCCAAGGAAAUCAGAGGUUCGAAGAUCAGAGUCAUCUGGGGUAAGGUUGCCAGAACUCACGGUAACAACGGUUUGGUGAGAGCUACCUUCAAGACUAAUUUGCCAGCAAAGACUUUCGGUGCAUCUGUUAGAAUCAUGCUUUACCCAUCGAACAUCUAA